Messenger RNA from Cydia strobilella, 1405 nucleotides. Its product is annotated as isocitrate dehydrogenase [NADP] cytoplasmic-like. The transcript is spliced from 9 exons. Gene Ontology annotation, cellular component: mitochondrion. NCBI's taxonomy places the organism in Eukaryota, Metazoa, Arthropoda, Insecta, Lepidoptera, Tortricidae. Gene Ontology annotation, biological process: NADP+ metabolic process; isocitrate metabolic process. The record is from RefSeq and is a predicted model, not a curated record. Gene Ontology annotation, molecular function: isocitrate dehydrogenase (NADP+) activity; NAD binding; magnesium ion binding. Bases 74 to 1381 code for a protein of 435 amino acids.
GACGUGCAAGAGUUAUUAAUUCGUACCGGCUCACGCCACAUACUGCCUGCACCCGUUUUAAAGGACAAUAGAAAUGGCCAGUAACAACAGCAAACGUUUAUUCAAAUUUGUGACGGAAAACAUUAAACAAUCCUCCAGAAACUAUGGAACUGCUAAAAGGGUGGUGGCAGCCAAACCUGUUGUGGAGAUGGAUGGAGAUGAGAUGACCAGAAUUAUUUGGGCUAUGAUCAAAGAAAAGCUUAUAUUUCCCUAUGUGAAGCUGGACUGCCUAUACUACGACCUGGGGCUGCCGCACCGCGACGCCACCGACGACCAGGUCACCAUCGACGCCGCGCACGCCAUCCUCAAGCACAACGUCGGGAUCAAGUGCGCCACCAUCACGCCUGAUGAACAGAGAGUUGAAGAGUUCAAGCUUAAGAAGAUGUGGCUGAGCCCGAACGGUACCAUCCGUAACAUCUUGGGCGGCACGGUGUUUCGCGAGCCCAUCUUGUGCGCCAGCAUCCCGCGGCUGGUGCCCGGCUGGACCAGACCCAUCGUCAUCGGCCGCCACGCGCACGGCGACCAGUACAAGGCCCAGGACUUCGUUGUGCCCAAACCUGGAAAGGUGGAAAUGGUGUACACUAUGGCCGACGGCACGGUAGAGAAGCGCCUACUGUUCGACUUCAAGGUGCCCGGGGUCGCUCUCGGCAUGUACAACACAGACGAAUCCAUUCGCGCAUUCGCACAUUCCAGCUUCCAGGUGGCGCUACAAAAGAAAUGGCCGCUGUACUUGUCUACUAAGAACACAAUUCUCAAGCGAUAUGACGGUCGUUUUAAGGACAUUUUCGAAGAGGUCUACCAGAGCGACUAUAAGAAGCAGUUCGAAGACGCGAAGAUCUGGUACGAGCACCGGCUGAUCGACGACAUGGUGGCGCAGAGCAUCAAGAGCAGCGGAGGCUUCGUGUGGGCCUGCAAGAACUACGACGGCGACGUGCAGUCCGACAUCGUCGCACAGGGCUACGGAUCCCUGGGCAUGAUGACAUCAGUGCUGAUGUGCCCCGACGGCAAGACCGUGGAGUCGGAGGCGGCGCACGGCACAGUGACGCGCCACUACCGCAUGCACCAGCAGGGCAAGCCCACGUCCACCAACCCCGUGGCGUCCAUCUACGCGUGGACCCGAGGGCUCAUCCACCGCGCCAAGCUGGACAACACCCCCGAUUUGGCCAAAUUCGCGCUAUCUCUGGAAGAGGCAUGCGUGGAGUGUAUCGACAGCGGCAAGAUGACUAAGGACCUGGCGAUUUGUAUCCACGGCAUGGAGAACACCAAGGAGGGCAUGUUCAUGCACACUGAAGACUUCCUGCUGGCUAUCGCCGACCAGCUGGACCGCAAGCUUUCCAACUAAACGACCACCUGACCAUGACCAGCC